AUGGCUGUCCUGCCGGAAGCGGAGGCUACCACGAAGGAAGUCACCAUCGACGACAUACAAGUAGAUGAUCCACACGCGACCCCGGAUGAACGCGAGCAACUGCGUCGCAUCAUCUGGAAGCGAUGUCACUUGCUGAUAGGAACCGGUAACGCCUUACCACCGGCCGUCUUCGGAGCUAUUUGCGACAUCGAUGUCGGAACGGCAAAGCCGGUAGCUCAACGAUGUCGACGGGCAGCGCCACAAUUUCGUGAGAAGCUGUCAAUGCUCAUCAAGGGACUGCUGUCGGCAAAGAUCACCACAACAACCUCCAUCUCACCUUGGGCGGCACCCAUCGUAGUCACCAUCAAGGUUAACGGAGUCGACAUCCGCCUAUGCAUUGACUACCAGGUAGUGAACAGCCUUACGAGGCUGAUGGUAUAUCCCAUGCCGUUGAUCAACGACCUCCUCGAAGAUCUGGAUAAGGCGCUAUGGUACUGUUCCCUCGAUAUGGCCAGUGGAUUCUGGGUGGUAUCAAUGACCCCGCGGGCAAGACUGGUGUCAGCGUUCAUCACACCGUUCGGGCUGUUCGAGUGGACGAGGAUGCCGUUCGGGUUAAAGAACGCUCCUCAGAUCUACCAACGAAUCGUCGACAAUGGAUUGUACGGUCACAUAAGCAUCAAGCCCGAUCACGAUAGGUCGAACCCCGUCGAACCCCGUUUACGUCUUCGAGGAAGAAGAGACAGAGCCAGAGCCUAA
This is a messenger RNA of Phytophthora megakarya, 735 nucleotides long. The record is from the annotation of a GenBank genome assembly. NCBI's taxonomy places the organism in Eukaryota, Oomycota, Peronosporomycetes, Peronosporales, Peronosporaceae.